UUCACAUACAUAUGGUUGAUUUAGUUAGAAACCUACAAUUCAUAUGUUAAUGAAACGAUAUGGAGCUUAUUUCUUUUUUCUUUGUAUUGACCUUGCAAGUUAGCUUUUCAUUGACAACUGGGUUAAUUAAUGGACUUGGGAUUUGCUUGUACAACGCGAAAACACGAGGAUGUUGCAAAAAUUAUAAAGAAGUGGAUGGCUCUUGUGAGAGGGAAACUGGACUCUAUGAUGGACAAGGAGUUUGCAAGGAUUUCAGUGGAAAUAUGAGAUGUUGCACAAACUAUCAAGAAAAGGAAAAUCACUGCAAACGUAAGUGGAUUUUAGUUUUUGUAGUUAAUGAAAAAGAAAUAAAAAGUAUUCUAAGUAUUCCUAUUAUUUUUGUAUGUUACUGAUUUUUUAAACAUAAAAUCGAAUUCAAAAUGAAAUCUUAAAUUUAAGAGGUAAAAUCAAUGGAUCUCGGCCAAAUAUUAUUACUCAUAAGACAUUGUAAAUUAAGUCACUGUUCAUGCGUUUUCGUACAUGCGUUUGCUUACAA
Molecule: messenger RNA, 535 nt
Organism: Saccostrea cuccullata (small rock oyster)
Lineage: Eukaryota; Metazoa; Mollusca; Bivalvia; Ostreida; Ostreidae
Exons: 4
Coding region: 60-392 (110 amino acids)
Source: RefSeq, a predicted model, not a curated record